ACAACAUGAAAAAAUGUGAAUACGCAUCGAUUCCCAAAUCCUCUUCGUGUUCAAUCUUCAUCCUCCAAUUCCAAUUCAUCCAGAUCGUUAGGGUUUUCAGAAUUGCUGUUCAUCUUCCUUUCGUUCUCACACACAGCCGUUGGAGCACCGUUUUUUCUCGUUCAUUAAUUCAUUGCAUCCUGCGAUGCAACGUAACCACGCAAUUCCUCAUUAUUUUCGUGAAAUCCAGCGAUUCCGAGGUGUUUUCUUCGGUUGAGGAUAGUACGGAACUGAAUCUUCGUCGGAAUCCAACUAUCGGCGCCUGAAAUUCUAUCGUUGUUUUCUCAGUGUGUGGUGCUACUUUUAGCUUGAGCGAUGUUUCAGUUUCAUCCUCAAGGAGCUCCCAAACAGACUUGCACUCUUCUUGCUGUCACAUGUGGCACGAGUUUUCCAGAAUGCAAACCCUCACAGAAUGAAUGCAAGUAUCCUUUCCCUGAGUUGGUUUCCGCGGGGCGUCUCGAGGUUCAAACUCUACGCAAUCCUGAAAAGGAACAGUUUCGUAAAGUUCUUGAGUCGUAUCAACCGAAUUUUGUUUACUUACAAGGAGAACAGUUGGAGAAUGGAGAAAUUGGAUCGCUGGUUUGGCAAGGUGUGGAAUUAUCCACUUCUCAAGCUAUAACAGAGCUCUUUGGUUCCACAUUGCCCACGGCUGUUUAUUUAGAAAUUCCAAAUGGAGAAAAUUUUGCUGAGGCUCUUCAUCUUAAGGGAAUCCCGUAUGUUAUAUUUUGGAAGAAUACCUUUUCAUGUUAUGCUGCCUGCCAUUUUUGUCAAGCAUUUCUUUCAGUAGUGCAGAGUUCAUCUACACAUACAUGGGAUGCUUUUCACCUUGCACGUGCCUCUUUUGAACUUUACUGUGUUCAAAACAAUCAAGUACUUCCUACUGACAGCCAUGAUGCUAAUAGUGAGAUGGGGCCACACCUUCUUGGCGAAUAUCUCAAAAUCAAUGUUGAGCCUCCAGAGAUGGAUGAGGAAGAUGAUGAAGAAAAUUCCUUAGGCAGUCUGCCUGCUAUAAAGAUACAUGAUGAUGAAGUGAACUUGAGAUUUCUCAUCUGCGGUGCACCUUCCACUGCUGAUGAGUCAUUACUGAGAUCACUGGAGGAUGGACUCAGAGCUCUCUUGACUAUUGAAAUACGGGGUUGUAAGCUCCAUGGCAAGUUUAGUGCUCCCCCACCACCUCUUCAGGCUGCUGCUUUUUCUCGCGGUGUUGUGACCAUGCGAUGUGAUAUAUCAACCUGUAGUUCUGCACAUAUCUCACUUCUGGUAUCCGGCAGUGCACAAACUUGUUUUAAUGAUCAGCUCAUGGAGAGUCAUAUAAAAAAUGAGAUAAUUGAGAAGAGUCAGCUGGUUCAUGCACAAUUCAUCGAGGGAAACAAACAGAAUAUCUCUGAACCUCGCAGAUCUGCUUCAAUUGCUUGUGGAGCUACCGUGUUUGAAAUUUGCAUGAAGCUUCCUCAAUGGGCUUUGCAGAUUUUGAGACAGUUAGCACCUGAUGCUUCUUAUCGAAGUUUAGUUGCACUUGGCAUUGCUAGUAUUCAGGGGUUGCCUAUAGCUUCUUUUGAGAAAGAUGAUGCUAAGCGCUUACUUUUCUUCUAUCAAAGCUGUGAAAAAGAUAGCUGUGCCAACCAAAAUAAUCUACUUUUCAGCAGUCCCCCUGGUUGGUUGAAACCACCCCCUCCUAGAAGAAAGCGGUGUGAACCAAGCCAAGGGGCUAGCCCUGGUCUUCAUGAAGGUGUCUUUGCAGGGCAAGACACUGUUUGUAAAGUAAAUGAAGAGGAAAAGGAUAGAAAAAUGGUGAAUGGGAUUAGCACACCCUUAACUCUUGCUAGGCAGAGAUUAAAAGUAUCUGCAAUGAGGCCUAUUCCUCAUGUUCGUCGCCAUAGAAUGACACCUUUUUGUAGACCUUCUGAGACAAAUGGUUUUGAUGGUGCCCAAGUAGAGGCGAACUUGCCACUUGUUGCCCCUAUAAAGCGUAGUAGUGUUGGAUCAACAUCAGCAACACAGAGAAAAUCAUUUUCAAGCUCAGCUCAGUCUAAGCAGGUUAUUUCGUUGAACCCAUUGCCUCUUAAGAAACAUGGUUGUGGAAGAGGCCCAGUACAGACUUGCUCUGAGGAGGAAUUUCUCAAAGAUGUCAUGGAGUUUCUGAUUCUCCGGGGACAUAGUCGAUUGAUUCCUCAAGGUGGGCUUACUGAAUUCCCUGAUGCCAUACUUAAUGGAAAACGCCUUGAUCUCUACAACUUGUAUAAAGAGGUGGUUACCAGGGGAGGAUUUCAUGUUGGCAAUGGCAUCAACUGGAAGGGGCAAAUCUUUUCAAAGAUGCGCAAUUACACAACAACCAAUAGAAUGACUGGAGUUGGAAAUACUCUCAAAAGACAUUACGAGACCUACCUUUUAGAGUAUGAAUUAGCACAUGAUGAUGUAGAUGGAGAGUGUUGCUUGUUGUGUCACAGUAGUGCAGCUGGUGAUUGGGUGAAUUGUGGCAUAUGUGGUGAGUGGGCCCACUUCGGCUGUGACAGAAGGCAGGGUCUUGGCGCAUUUAAGGAUUAUGCAAAAACAGAUGGGCUAGAAUAUAUAUGUCCUCAUUGUAGUAUUACAAAUUUCAAGAAGAAACAAAGUGUUGCUAAUGGGUUUUCUCAAGGGUCUCUGUCUUCACGACCCCUUUGAUACAUUUUCCUCCACCCCCUUCUGGAAUAGCGGACAACUAGUUACCUCCUUUGCUUUGAGUUAUCUGUAAACUAUGUUUUAGAUAGAUUAGUGAAAUAUAGGAUUGAAAAAUAUUAGCUAGGUUUAGUCAACACAGAUGUCAUUAGGAGUAGGUGAACCCUUUCCAUCUUUGUUCUUGAUUAAGAGGAACAAAAUUCCUAGUUCAGAAAUGGAACUCCUACCACUUUCGAAUCCCAUCAAGCUCUCUAUUGUGAGCAGUGAGUUGGAAGUUUACUUUAUUUCUAGUGCCCUAUUGUUGUAUUGAAAGUAAAAUGUAUAGUCUUGUGCACUCAGUAUGUUUAUACUAUUUAAUUUAACAUAUUAUUUUCUAGUCUUUCUACUUCACGCACUAUACACAUGCAUUGUUUGGCACAGUAAUGGAUGGAUUGGUUGGCUCAGUUGGUCAACCGGCCAGGUAUCUGAUUCCUAGCAAGAAUUGGCCUGAAAUUGGUGAAGGCCGGUGUUGAAGAAUCCAGUUUGAACUUUAAACUUCUUUUCUCAAUUGAAUCAAGAAUG
Molecule: messenger RNA, 3255 nt
Organism: Abrus precatorius (Indian licorice)
Lineage: Eukaryota; Viridiplantae; Streptophyta; Magnoliopsida; Fabales; Fabaceae
Product: AT-rich interactive domain-containing protein 4-like
Exons: 15
Coding region: 355-2700 (781 amino acids)
Molecular function (GO): DNA binding
Source: RefSeq, a predicted model, not a curated record